Phycodurus eques (leafy seadragon) is the source of this 2261-nucleotide messenger RNA. RefSeq names its product NADPH dependent diflavin oxidoreductase 1 (gene ndor1). Gene Ontology annotation, molecular function: FMN binding; flavin adenine dinucleotide binding; NADPH-hemoprotein reductase activity. The record is from RefSeq and is a predicted model, not a curated record. Bases 327 to 2171 code for a protein of 614 amino acids. The transcript has 15 exons. Gene Ontology annotation, cellular component: cytosol. NCBI's taxonomy places the organism in Eukaryota, Metazoa, Chordata, Actinopteri, Syngnathiformes, Syngnathidae.
AAAACACAUUAAGCCAAUAUGUAGUAGGUCUGUAGUACUGUUCUGUAGUAUGGGUAUUGAAAUAAAAAGUAAAAAACAAAAACGGAUUCAAAACCUCGAAAUUCCGAUCCCUUUUCUGACCAUUGAACGUAGCGCCAGUUCACCGGCUAACUACAGCGCGACUUUUAUGCCGUAAAGCGUGACGGUCAUCAGCUCUUCGGUUCACAGGCGCACAAAACAUUAUUUAAUUUGAAGGGAUUCUCGCCAUUGUCGAUGGUGCCACGAAAUGUAAGUGUCUGUCAUAAUAGAGUCUUCGACAUCCUUGUUACCUGAGAAGAAAAGUGGAUAUGCAAGUCACAAUGUCAGUCCCUGCUUUGCUCAUCCUCUAUGGGAGCCAGACCGGGACGGCCCAGGACACGGCUCAGAGGAUUGCGAGGCAGGCGCUGAGAAGGCGUCUCAAAAUGCAUUUCUCAGCUCUUGAUGACUACAAUGUUGCUAACUUGAUCUCUGAGUCACUGGUUGUUUUUGUCUGCUCAACCACUGGCCAAGGAGACCCUCCUGACAACAUGAAGAACUUCUGGAGGUUUCUCUUCAGGAAAUCUUUACCGGUUGGAUCGCUGUGUCAGCUGGACUGUGCCGUCCUGGGCCUCGGGGACUCCUCUUACCCAAAGUUCAAUUUUGUGGCCAAGAAGCUUCACAAGCGUCUUGCACAGUUGGGUGCCAGUCUGCUGCUGCCUGUCGGACUAGCUGAUGACCAGCAUGACCUGGGGCCCGAUGUGGUGAUCGAUGCAUGGCUAACAUCAUUUUGGGAAAAAGUGUUCGCUCUGUACCCAUGUUUUGCAGAUAUGAUCCCACUGAGGGACGAUGAGCCGCUUCCACCAACUUACACUUUUAACUUCCUGGAUGAUAUAAAUGAGAAGACACAUGACCGUCAAAUAAUUCCUACACAACAAAGUGGCCUCUCUCAGUCGCAUCCCUUUUAUGCCAAACUUCUGUCCAAUGAGAGAGUAUCUCACCCGAAACAUUUUCAAGAUGUGAGGCACAUUGAGUUUGACAUCACGGGAUCCAACAUAGACUUUACCGCAGGUGACAUCGUUAUGAUGCGUCCUUGCAACGCAGUCGAAGACGUUCAGGAAUUAUGCCAACUCAUGAGAUUAGAUCCAGAGGCCAGAUUCUCUCUUACAGCAACCGAUGGCUCUACAGAAUUGACUGACUGCUGUGAAGAACGCACAACUAAAAGCGUCGUAUGCUCAGUUCCUGCAAGGCUUCGUCAACCCUGGACCUUGCGUUACCUGGCGCAGCGCUACCUGGACAUUGGAGCCGUGCCCCGUCGCUCCUUUUUUGAACUGCUCGCCGCCUUCUCAAAGGAUGAGUUGGAGCGUGAAAAGCUGGCGGAGUUCAGCUCAGCGGAAGGUCAGGAGGAACUGCGCAUUUACUGCAACCAACCGCGGCGCACUGCACUGGAGGUCUUGGCAGACUUCCCCCACACAAGAGCGCAACUGAAAGUCGACCAUCUGCCGGAUCUGUUUCCUGAGAUCCAGCCCCGCUCAUUUUCCAUCGCCUCCUCUCUCCGGGUUCACUCAAACAGGCUCCAGAUCCUGGUAGCUGUGGUCAAAUACAAAACCAAGAUAUUGAAACCACGAAGAGGACUCUGCUCCACCUGGUUGGCCUCCCUUGACCCCACAAAAGGAGACGUUUGCGUGCCUCUCUGGGUAAAGAAGGGAACGCUUAGGUUUCCCACAGAAACAAACACCCCUCUCAUAAUGGUUGGACCGGGAACGGGAGUGGCGCCUUUCAGGUCAGCUUUACAAGAGAGGACUGCUGAGGGUAAAAAUGCCAAUGUCCUUUUUUUCGGUUGUCGAUCGGAGUCCAAAGACUUCUACUUCACGUGCGAGUGGAAGGAGAUGAUGAAAGCUGGACAGUUGACCCUCUUCACCGCCUUCUCUCGCGACCAGGAGGAAAAAGUCUAUGUGCAGCACCGUGUGCGAGAGAACGCAACGCUCAUUUGGGACAUGAUUGCAAAUAAAGGUGCCUACUUCUACAUCGCUGGAAAUGCUAAAGACAUGCCAAAUGGGGUGUGUGACGCGCUGAAGUCGGUGUUCCAACAGGAGGGAGGCCUUUCCCCUGAGGAUGCAGAGAAGAUGCUGGCGGCCAUGGAGAGUUCCGGAAAAUCCCAGAGAGAGACCUGGUAAUGAUUGGCAUUCACAUUUCACAGCAGCAUGUGCUGUACUGUGCAGGACACACCAUGCGUAUGUAUUGGUUUCAAAAGGAUGAAAGAACUU